AUGGAUGGAGAUGCGGACAAUUCGUCCGCCCCGGACAGCACAUUUUUUGCCGAGAUCAACGAAAUCAGGAAUGUGUUAGCAAAAUUGUCGGACGAUGUAGCUAGCAUGAAAAUUCGGCAACACUCUUUACUCGCUCAAACUAUUGUAGAAGAGGAGGAGAAGGACAAAUUGGACGAAUGUAUUUCCGGAAUAAAGCACCGCGCAGGCUUGCUUCGAAGGCAUCUGGUAGCGAUGAAAACGAACGUGGAAAUGAUGGGAGGAGACAAAAACAGUAGUGCUGUUAGGCGGAUUAGACGGAACCACAUCGAAGCUCUGAUGAAGAAGCUCGCCGAUUUGCUAGAGAUGUUCAAUGCUGCUCAAAUUGAUUACAGAGCACAAGUUUCUAAACGGAUCAAGCGUCAGCUGGAUAUCGCCGGUGAGCAUCUGACUGAAGAUGAAGUUAAUGCAAUGGUGGAUUCGAAGUCACCGCAGAUCUUCAACAGGAGUGUUCGUUCAACAGCAGUCAGAUCAGCUCUGGAUGAUGCUACUUCGAGGCAUAACGAAAUUUUGAAUUUGGAAGCAAGUAUUCAAGAACUCAAUGAUUUGUACAGCGACCUAGCUUUUCUCAUACACGUUCAGGGCGUAACAGUGGAUCGGAUUGACCAGAAUGUGGGCAGUGCUGUGCACUAUGUGGCUACUGGGGGCAAACAAGCACGGGUAGCCGUACAGUAUCGACAAGCUGAAAUGCGCAAAAAACUAUUCUGUGUGGUAGCACUUGCCAUCUUCAUUCUUGUACUUUUUUUAAUUAUCACCAUCUUUUUCGCUACUCGUUAA
Gongylonema pulchrum is the source of this 813-nucleotide messenger RNA. NCBI's taxonomy places the organism in Eukaryota, Metazoa, Nematoda, Chromadorea, Rhabditida, Gongylonematidae. The record is from the annotation of a GenBank genome assembly.